CCUACCACGACCCCAUGCUGAAACUCUCCAUCAUGUCUGAGGAGGAGCUCACCCACAUUUUUGGGGACUUGGAUUCCUACAUUCCUCUGCAUGAAGACUUACUGGCAAGCUUGGGAGAAGCAACAAAGCCAGAUGGAACCGUGGAGCAGAUUGGGCCCAUCCUUGUGAAGUGGCUCCCCCGCCUGCACGCCUACAAAGGCUACUGCAGCAACCAGCUGGCAGCCAAAGCGCUGCUGGACCAGAAGAAGCAGGACAGGAGGGUGCAGGAUUUCCUGCAGCGCUGCCUCGAGUCUCCCUUCAGCCGCAAGCUGGACCUGUGGAGCUUCCUGGACAUCCCUCGGAGCCGCCUGGUCAAAUACCCCCUGCUCCUCAAGGAGAUCCUCAGGCACACCCCCAAGGAGCACCCCGACAUCCACAUCCUGCAGGAGGCUAUCUCCAUAAUCCAAGGAGUCCUCUCUGACAUCAACGUGAAGAAGGGCGAGUCGGAGUGCCAGUACUACAUUGACAAGCUGGAGUACCUGGAUGAGAAGCAGAAGGAUCCGAGGAUUGAAGGCAGCAAAGCUUUGCUGUGCCACGGGGAGCUGAAGAAUAAAAAUGGACAUAAGCUCUACGUCUUCCUCUUCCAAGAAAUGCUGGUGCUGACGCGGCCGGUGACCCGCAACGAGCGCCAGGCGUUCCAGGUGUACCGGCAGCCCAUCCCCGUGCAGGAGCUGCUCCUCGAGGACCUCCAGGAUGGAGAUGUCAAAAUGGGGGGCUCCUUCCGAGGGGCUUUCGGCAAUUCUGAUAAAGGUACGGAGCUCUGGGAGCGCCGGGGGCUGGGAUGGACGGAGACGAGAGAUCUCUGCA
Molecule: messenger RNA, 846 nt
Organism: Zonotrichia albicollis (white-throated sparrow)
Lineage: Eukaryota; Metazoa; Chordata; Aves; Passeriformes; Passerellidae
Source: RefSeq, a predicted model, not a curated record